AGCACGCAAAAUAACCAACCUCUGAAUUUACCAUAAUUCUUCAUAAGCUAUCAGCAAUAGAAAUCAUGGGGAAUUGCAUAGUUCUUCAAGAAAAAGUUGUUAAGGUCAUGAAACCAGAUGGGAAGAUUCUUGAAUAUAGAGCACCCGUCAGAGUUCAGCAAGUACUAUCAGAGUUUUCAGGUCAUGCAAUAUCUGAUUCCCUUCAGGAUUUUCAGCAUCUCUUACCAGAUACCAAACUGCAUGGUGGCAGCUUGUACUAUCUUGUAGCUCUUCCUUUACCAUCCCCAGAAGUUAAGAAGAAAGUUAGAUUCUCAAUUCCAGAAGAGGAAAACAAAAAAGAAACUGGAGCUGUGAGAAUCAAGUUGGUCAUCAGUAAGCAAGAACUGCAGGAAAUUCUGCAGAAGGGAGGGGUUUCAGUUGAUUACAUGAUUUCUCAGCUUCAGGGUCAGCAGAGAGUACACAGAGUUGAUACAUCUGAUAAUGAUGGCUGCCAUAAAGGUUGGAAGCCUGUAUUAGAAAGCAUACCUGAAAUAGACUAAAAAAGUGAACUAGUCCCUUUCUUAUAUCUAAGUAACUUUCCUGUAGUAUGUUUAGCAAACAAAACAUGUAGUGUAUACCGCAAAGAUACUGGAAAAUAUACUGUUUAAGCCUGUCUUCUCAUGACAAGUGCUUUACAUCUAUUCUCUCUUUCUUUCUGAUCAGUAGAAAUGAUUUGCUAGUCACAUAUAUAACCCUGCUACAAUCCAAAGAAGAACAGCUGACACAAACGAAGGGCGAAAUCCAAAACGAAAGCUCUUUCACCUAAAAAGAGAAAUCAUGUACCUUCACAAUUGUAACACCAACAUCUACUUUUUUUCUUUUUCUUUUUUAAUUUCAUUCUGGAUCAAGUCUUUUGCUUGGUAUUACAAUCA
Molecule: messenger RNA, 911 nt
Organism: Ricinus communis (castor bean)
Lineage: Eukaryota; Viridiplantae; Streptophyta; Magnoliopsida; Malpighiales; Euphorbiaceae
Exons: 1
Coding region: 66-539 (157 amino acids)
Source: RefSeq, a predicted model, not a curated record